Messenger RNA from Neohortaea acidophila, 1019 nucleotides. RefSeq names its product S-adenosyl-L-methionine-dependent methyltransferase. Bases 72 to 908 code for a protein of 278 amino acids. The record is from RefSeq and is a predicted model, not a curated record. Lineage: Eukaryota; Fungi; Ascomycota; Dothideomycetes; Mycosphaerellales; Teratosphaeriaceae. The transcript has 3 exons.
UAUUCAUGAAUCUCAUUUAAGAACAAGACCGUUGCACACACGAUAGUCUCUCAGCGUCUUUCCAUUCCACCAUGGCCAGACAAGAAGUAUACUCGUUGGACAGAGAUGCCGAAGAGUCAGAUAGACUCAACUACCAAAACACAUUCCUGAACAGGCUCGUGGGCCAUCUCAUUUCUCCGGCCAUUCAAAAGAACCUCCCAUCCGCUCCGGCCGUCGCAGACAUCGGGACCGGAACCGGCGCCUGGCUCCUCACUACCUCCAAGGAACUCCCGACACAGGCCAAGCUGCACGGCUAUGACAUCUCCGACGCCCAAUUCCCUGCCCCCGGCCAACUCCCUCAAAACAUCACCCUCACCACGCUCGACGCCAAAGCACCCGCCCCGGUCCACUUGCACGGUCAGUACGACCUAGUCCACCUUCGCCUGCUCAAUGCUGCCAUGCUCCCCGAAGACUGGUUCAAAGUCGCCACCCACGCCUGGAGCCUGCUGAAGCCCGGCGGCGCACUGCAAUGGGUGGAAGGGAACUUCCGCAACCUCAACGUGGUCUACCAAAGCGAGCGAAACACCAAGACGAGCGCACUCAGCCGCGGCGUGGAUCUCACCACCCGGCCACGACCGCAUUUCGACUGGUUCGUUGACCAUCUGCCCGAUGUGUUGCGGUCUGUGGGCUUUGAGGUCGUUGAGCAGCAGGUGCUGAGCAGCGAUCGGCUUCCCCAGGACCGAAUGGAGUGGAGCCAUAUCGCUACCGGCGCUCUGCACGCCAUCAUGCGUGGGAAUGCUCGGAUGGGUGUUGAAGGCGCACUGACGGCGGAGGAAGCGAAAAGUCUGGCGCAGGAAAUGCGCAAGGAGUGUGAUGAGGGGGCGUAUUUCAGAGUCGACACUUACGAAUUUGUUGCCAUUAAGAAGUGACGAAUAAUCUUGUGGAAAAGAGGAUAGGAGGAUGGAAAUGAAAGACUUGGAUCGCUGUGAACAUCAAUGGAAGGAAUCGAUGCGGUUUUGAGCGCUAUCUGAAGUCGCUGG